Penicillium maclennaniae is the source of this 522-nucleotide messenger RNA. RefSeq lists its product as uncharacterized. NCBI's taxonomy places the organism in Eukaryota, Fungi, Ascomycota, Eurotiomycetes, Eurotiales, Aspergillaceae. The coding region runs from base 1 to 522 and encodes 173 amino acids. Gene Ontology annotation, molecular function: DNA-binding transcription factor activity, RNA polymerase II-specific. The record is from RefSeq and is a predicted model, not a curated record. Gene Ontology annotation, biological process: aromatic amino acid catabolic process; positive regulation of transcription by RNA polymerase II. The transcript has a single exon. Gene Ontology annotation, cellular component: nucleus.
AUGAUCUCCUCACGCUAUCAUACACUACCGGGGGUCGGCAGUUCCUCUCGAGCCUUCUUCAUCCAUCAGCGCCUGUGGCAACAUUGUCAACAUCUACUUCUUCGCCUGAGCCUUGGUCAGGAAAAGAUCUCAAAAGCCAAGACACGGAAUAUUGGAAGCAUUGAAGCAUUGAUAUUGCUUUCCGAAUGGCAUCCGCGAGCACUACAAUACCCCCCGGAAGCCGAUGGUUGGGAUUCUGACUUCCUCAUGUCACAUCUUGAUGCCCGAGACCCACCUUUGCCGACUGAGGACUCACCUGUAUCUGAUAGAUGGAGAGAAGAUGUCGUGGAACCGACAAAGCGGUUUGAGCGAAUGUCUUGGAUGGUUCUCAGCUCCGCUUUGGCUCUUGCACACGAACUAGGCGGCUUUGACCCCACCAAACAGACACCGAAGCCAGACGACCUUGCUCGGUUAGACGCAGCAAUCUAUCUGGAGCACCUUGAGGUGCGUCGCCAACGUCUUCCAAGCUUGUUGUUUGUCUAA